AUGGCUACGCUCGAGGUGCAAAGGCCCAAGCCGCGUCACCGUUCCCCUUCCCUUCACCAAGCCGCUCCCUCGUCUCCCACCAUCAUCCGCACCCCAGACUUUAUCCUCCUCCCCUCGGUCCCCACACACGAACCCGAAGACAAUCUGCCCAGCCCCAUGGCCCUCCAGCACCAGUUUGCCAUGGCUCAAGCACAAGCACAGGCACAACGUAGCAGCAGCCAAAACUCGCUCGGACUCGGCUCCUCCUCGGACGAGCACCACAAGGAUGCCGACGAGCUCGAGGAAAUCGUAGAGCCAGAGGCCCAGCUCGAGUCCGACCUCAACCGCGACCACGCCACCACAUCGCACGAUGCCCUGCGCGACCUCCGCAACCACCAGCUCGAGUCGCUCCAGGCCAUCGCACACUCCAUCGCAGACUCCCACUUGCAAGCAACAGCCGCUUCGUCUUUACGCACACCGCACGCAGACCUCACACAGAUCCUCGACGACAUGUUUGCAUCGCUCCGACGCAUCGGCGGUCACAAUGCGCCUCUCUCGCCCACCUUUUCCCGUCCUUCCGUACACCACAUGUCCGACCUCGACCGUCUCGUCCUCCUCGUAGACAGCUUCUCCCAAAUCACCGCCACAUCCACCGACGCCGAGCACGCAAGCCAGCUCGCGCGACUCAACGCACUCACCAACGCGCUCGUCGAAUCGGAUCGCCGCAUCGCUUCCAAUCAGCUCGACAGCCCACCGCGAACGCCUAGGUCGCUCGCAUGGUCCGAGUCCAUGCAUCCUCGCCGCUCCUCCACCCACCAGCUUCACAUGCACUCGCCCCAGUCCAGCUCCCACUUGUCCGGCUCGCGAGGCUCCUGGAGCUCCACACACUCGGCUGCCACCCUCUCCACCUCCUCCGACGAGGCCGCACCCGCCCCCCACAAGAACGUCGCAGCUCUCGAGGACGCCGCCGCCGCCUGGUCGCCCAGACGCUCAGAGCUGCUCACGCAAGCCGGUCUCGUUCAGCCACAGCCACAGCAGCAACACGUAGACGGAUCCGUGUUCGACAUGGCCACCAUCCGCACGCGCACCAACCCCUUCUCCAUCGAGUCGCUCUAUACCCGCGAGCCAAUCGCCUCCUCCACCACCGUCGCCCCAGCCCCUCGCUCGCCGCGCUCCGAUCAGGCUUCCCGCGCCGCUUCCACCAUCGGAGACACGUCCGACUCCACCGCAACCGCCCUCCCCAACCGCAAGCGCUUCUCCGUGCAGACCGACAGCGCCGCCAGUACUUCGCUUCCCUCCUACUCGUGCGACGCACCCGCCUACCACGCAGACGAAAACCAAAAGGCGUCCGCACACGAUGCGCAGUCAACCACGUCGGAUGGAUUGCCAGGCUACGACGCCUCGCCAGCACCAGCUGCAUUCGCCCAAGACGCCAAAAAGCCGCUCGAGACACCCACGCUGCUCGAGCGACGUCGCGCCAAGUUGGCCGCACAGCACAGCGCCUACGCGGCGCGAACUCCCGAAGACCUCGCCAUGGUGCAGAGCUCCAUCGACCGCCUCUCCACCGUCAUGCCCCAGCUCAACAACCAGCGCGCCCUCUCGCCCGAGCACCAACGCCAGGCGCAGCUCGACACCAUCAUCGGUCGUCUCGCCCACUCCAACGCACACCGCCUCAACGACCAGCGCAGCGAACCGCCCAGCUUCCGCCCCAGCCGUCCCGCGCCCUCGCCCCACCCGACCACUGCGCAAACGUCCGAUCCCGAACUGCCGGCCACGCCCACCACGCCCGUGUCGCUGCACACGGCGCCCUCCGCAUCGUCGUCGCGACGCUCGUCGCUGCUCCCCGGUGCAUUCGGCCGCAAGCUCUCCAUCGCCAGCAUCGGCAACGCUCUCCGACGCGCAUCCAUCUACGACGCCUCCAAGCUCAGGUCGCGCGAGGGGUCCGAGAGCAGCACCGACGGCACCAUCGCCGCCGCCGCUGCGCCCGCCACGCGCCGUCGUGCCGCCACGACGGCCGACUCGCGCUCCAAGUCCGACAUUGCCGAGGGCCUCACGAGCCUCUUCAACGACGGCGGCAAGGCGCGCAAGCCGAGCGCAUCCGACGCCAGCGCCGCACGGCUGCAGGCGCAGUCGAGCUUCCGCGCCAUCGACUUUGCGGACGACACGCCGCGCGGACGCGACGCAAGCCUCCAACCGCGCGCGAGCGUCGAGGAGGAAGACGACAGCAUGCUCGACGACUACAGCUUUGCGACGUUCGACACGCAAAAAUCCAACCACCGCCUGUCGGUCGUGGCGCCGCUCGACUCGCCGCACAGCCCCGUGAGCUGGGCGGCGAGCAGCAGCGCCGGCAGCCGACGCAGCUCGCAGCUCGUCUCGAGCCCCGCGACGCCGACGUGGCCGCGCUCGCCGUUGACGCCCGUGUCGCCGGCGGCGUCCAGGCGCCUCUCGAAGCCCGCGGUGACGUUUGCCGCCGACACGCUCGCCGCACCGCCGCUGGGCAAGUCGACCGCCGCAUCGCUCCAGUCGCAGCUGCGCGACUCGGGAUUCACGCCUCUCCGCCCUGGUAAGUCGCUUGCCUCCGUCGCGCCGCCCUUUCUGCAUGAGCACCGCCCGCCUGCCGCCGUCUCUGUUUCCACCACCACCGCUGUCAGCAACCCGUGGCAGGACAUCGUCUGUUACUCUGCUGUGACUGGCGACGAGUCUGCUGCGGGAGAUGCAAAGCUGUCCGCCUCGUCUCCUUGGCCGCACAAGAGCAACACCGCUGACCCCCCCGCGCGUCCUUCUGCCUCUGCUGCCCCUGCCUCUACCUCUGCUGCAACACGGCAGUCUGAACCUCGCGUGGACGUGGAAUUCUUGGCCGAGGCGCAGCCUGCGCUCGGCACGGUGUCGGUGAUGCUGUGGACGAGCACGCGUGUCGACGCGCCGUUGGAGCUGGCGUACGAGCUGGUGGCCGAGCGCGGAGACGUGCAUAGCCGGCGACUGCGUGUACGGCCUGUGGCGCGCAAUGUACUGCUCAACGUGUUUGCGAGUGAAAGCAGAGCGGGCGGGGUGGAGGUGGUCUUGCCUGCGGCGGUGCGGCUUGGGCAGAGCGGGCGUGUGGCGGUAGGCGCGCAGCUGAGCCGGGUGAAGCUGCUGCUUACCGAGGCCGAGGCACGCAAGGGGGCGGAGGCGAGUCGU
This is a messenger RNA of Moesziomyces antarcticus, 3156 nucleotides long. RefSeq lists its product as uncharacterized. The annotation marks the transcript as partial. Lineage: Eukaryota; Fungi; Basidiomycota; Ustilaginomycetes; Ustilaginales; Ustilaginaceae. The record is from RefSeq and is a predicted model, not a curated record. The transcript has a single exon.